UGCUUUUUUAUGGUCUUCCGUAAACCAGGUCUCGCCCAUUCUCAUUAGAACACUCUCUUUUCCUCCCUCUCUGUCUCUCUCUCUCUCAAUGAGAUGAACCUCUCCAUGCUCUCCAAUGGUGAUGAGACCCUUCCUCCCCCUCUCUUCUGCCUUCCACCUCCCUCGCCUGUCUCUCUUAGUGCCUCUUCCCUCGACUCUCCCUCACCUCUUCUUUUCCCCCUCCUCCCACUACCAUCAUCCACCGCCGGAUUCAGAUCCACAGCAGAAGCGAAUGGGAGGAGGAGAGGAAGAAGAGGACCGGAUCCUGUGCAAAGCCCACCACAUGCUCUCCCAGCCCAAGUGGCCCGAUAGCGCCGACCUCAGCCGCCUCGCCGCCGCUCUCCGCCCGCACCACGUCUCCCAGAUCAUCCUAUCCGACAUCGAUCCCACCCGCGCCGUCCUGUUCCUCCGCUGGCUCGCGGAGCGGAAGUUCUACAAACCCCUUAUCAGUGAUCACUUCGUGCUCAUAGAUCGCCUCCUCGCCGCCGGGAUGUUCGAUGACGCCAAGCGAGCCUGUAGCAAGAUGGUCCAGUCGUGUGAAACUCGCGAUGAUAUGAUCCGGGCCAUUGAAUUUUUGGAUCGUUUGCGGGACAAAAGGCUGGAGCUUGAUGUUUAUGCCUACAACGCGAUCUUGGUCCAGCUGCGAAAGCUAGGUAUGGUUGGGGUUGCGUUGAGCGUUUUUCGCCAGAUGUUCCGCCGGGGAGUGGAUCCAGAUCUUUUUACCUAUAAUUCUCUGAUCAACAUUUUGUGCAAGGAGGGGAAGGUCAUGGUGGCUGCAUCGGUCUUUAGUAGGAUUUUGAUGUGCGAGAUGAGACCUGAUACGUUUACUUACACCUCGUUAAUACUUGGUUAUUGCAGGAACUGUAAUCUGAAUUCGGCUUUCAGUGUAUUUAAAUGGAUGGAAAAGGAGGGUUCUGACCCAAAUUCUGUGACAUUCUCAACUCUCAUCAACGCCCUGUGUGACAAUGGAAGGGUUGAUGAGGCAUUAAUCCUGUUGAAUGAGAUGAUGAGGAAAGGUGUUCAACCCACUGUUUACACGUAUACAGUCCCAAUUCAAGCGCUUUGCAGCAUAGGACGCGUUAGAGAAGCCUUCAGUUUGUUGGCUGAUAUGAGAAGUAGGAAUUGUGCACCGAGUGUCCAAACUUACACAGCCCUCAUCAGUGGAUUGUUCAAGUCUGGUCUACUUGAGCUGGCAAUUGGAUUGUUUCAUAAGAUGCAAAGGGAAGGAGUGACACCAAAUACAGUAACAUAUAAUGCUUUAAUUGAUGAAUUGUGUGAGCGCAAGAGAAUAAAAUGUGCUUUGAGGGUUUUUGAAGCAAUGGAAGGACAAGGGUGCAUGCCCAAUUUGCGGACCUACAAUGAGAUAAUUAAGGGUUUUUGCUUGGUUGGUGUUGUUGAGAGAGCAAUGUCUUUUUUCCAUAGAAUGCUUAUCUCAGGUCCCUCACCAAACCAGGUUACAUAUAAUACAAUCAUAUAUGGCUAUUGUAGGAUUGGUAACAGCAAUAAUGCCAUACGGAUGGUUGAUCUUAUGAAAGAAUAUGAAUGUAAUCCUGAUGAGUGGACAUACACUGAACUUAUUUGUGAAUUCUCCAAAAGGGGUAAUCUGAAUUUAGCUUGUAAGGCAUUUGAAGAAAUGGCUGAACAUAAUCUGAAGCCAACAGUGAUUGCAUACACUUCCCUAAUUGAUGGAUAUUGCAAGGAGGGGAGGUUAGAUGAUGCUUUGCAUUUAUUGGAGAAUAUGGGUGAAAAUGACUGCAAACCAAACUUAGUGACUUUUAAUGCUAUAGUUAAUGGUUUCACAAAGAAAAAUCAGUUAGCAGAAGUUAAAAAGCUAUGUAAUGUCAUGAUGGAGCAAGGUUUGUCACCCAAUGUUGUAACAUAUACAGCAUUGAUUAAUGGUUUUUGUCAGAAUGGUGCCACAUCCCUUGCAAUGGAAGUCCUGGAUGAAAUGAUAAAGCAAGGCUGCCUGCCUAAUCUUCACACUUAUAGUUCUCUUAUUCAUAGUUUGCAUCAGGAGGGAAAGGUUGAGGAUGCUGAGAAGAUGUUUGUUAGCAUGCAAGAAAGAGGAUUAGUUCCAGAUGAAGUUACAUAUACUUCUAUGAUGAAUGGUUAUAUUAUAAUGGAUAGGGUUGAUGCUGCAUUUUCUCUAUUGAGGCAGAUGGUUUGUGCUGGUUGUAAGCCCAAUUAUCUGACUUACAGUGUUUUGAUGAAAGGAAUUUGGAAGGAGAAACAAGUGAUGGAAAACAAGCUUGCAGCUGUGCCGAAUUCAAUCAUUACAUUCAGCUUAGAUGAAAAAGAUCUGAGUAUCGACAUUGUUUCUAGUCUGUUAAUCAGAUUAGAGGAGAUUGGGUACAAACCAAAUAUUGAUGACUAUAGCACCUUGGUUUGCGGCUUAUGUGGACAAGGUAAGUUGUAUGAAGCAAAUCAAGUGGUAAAAAAUAUGGGUGACCAUGGCUUCUCUCCAGACAAAGAUAUUUAUGUUUCCUUGAUAAAAAUAUAUGCAAAUGAUCUAAAUGUCGACCUUGCUAUGGAACUAUUCAAUGCAAUGAAUUCCUCAGGUAUUCAGCCAUGCAUAAUAGGUUAUAAGGCCUUAAUAUGUGCCUUAUGUGAAGUCAACAGGGUUCAGGAUGCUCAAAAUGUUUUCCAGAAUGUGCUGCAACAGAACUGGAGCCCUGAUGAAGUGGUUUGGACAAUACUAAUUGAUGGACUUUUAAAGGGCGGAAAACUAAAUUUAUGCAUGGAGUUUCUUGAAAUGAUGGAAGCUAAGAAUUGCAAACCCACUUCAUAUACGUACAGUAUGUUACACAGAAAAGAAUCUGUAGAAGCCAAGUUCUUGAAAAGCUCCAAGACAUGAGGAUUAAUUCCUUAUGUUAUGAUCUGCUGUCAAAUGUGAAGCAUUGGCUACCUGACUGCUGGAGUGGUAGUUUGCCAACUGAAGCAGUUUAUGGACUCCCAAUUUGGCUAAUUCCAGUCAUGAUUUUUCAAAUUCUACGAGAGAACAAUUCUUCAGUUCCAACGCUUAUUGGAGAUUGAAAAAAAAGCCUAAAGGUGGCGACUGGAAUAUGCCAAUGGCGACCAAGUACAAAUAGCAGCUGAGAAUUUCAUAUCACACACUACCAGAAAUCCAAAACACCUUAAGGUACAACUGAUAUGAGUAUCCUUGGCUAAUGAGUUUUUGACAAAAAUCAUGGCUAAUUUAUAUAUAUGGCAUGAGUUACAAGGUGGCGUCAGGAGAUCCCUUCCUUUCAGUUGAACAGUGAAUACUGAUUUUGGUUCAGAUUUAUGUUUGAGGACUGCUCUUCACCGAAUCAACUUUUCUAGGGAAGAUAUGAGCACAAUGGUACAAGGGUAUUGCUACAUUAAAGUGAAAUAUAAUAACUAAAUGGUUAUAAUUCUUGGCAAGUAUUCUAGAUAUGAGAUCAAGAGAACGUCUUCUUUUGUUUAACAUAGGAUAGGAAUACGGUUAUAUGCAUUGCAAAAUUACUCAACGGAUCAUGUUUGUUGGUCAAGGCCUCGAUUUUAUUUAUUUGAGUCCUUUCUGCCUAACAUUUAAAAUAUUGAUGUUUUCCUGUUGAUUGAUUCUUUUGUAGCUAAAAUUUUGCAUCAUCAUUCAACUGUAGACAGACAAUUCCAGCUGUCUUUUGUUUUCCUUUCUCAUUUUAAUGGAGAAAUUGUCGAAUUUUGUACUUUUGAACAUUAAGGAUGACAUUUCUGGUAAUGUCUGAGUUCUGUUGCAGCCAUGCAUUCUAGUAUUUGGUGAUAUCGACCAAUUUAUAUAAAGAUGAAUGGCAGUUAUUACUGCAAUGUUUCAUUCGGUUGAUCUUGCUGAUCAAAGUUCAUAUCAAAGGCAUAGCCAUUGUUGUCAAAUUUGACAAUGUUGUUUCCGGAUUCAGUUUUAAUUAGUCAACCUCGUUGCUAUGUUUCUGACCUCUAUUCUACUUCUAUUCUUACAGGACCCGCCAUGCUGUCCUAUUGAAACUACAACCAUCAGGAGCCCUUUGCAUAGGACUGUGUUGACUGAAAAUAUACUCUAAAAUGAUUAUCAUUAUCAUAACAUACUUGGUGCAAGAAACCAUAACAAUCUCCGUAAUUUGAAUAAGCCCUUCAUGAGCUGGAUGGACUAAGAUGAAUUUGAUGAUUUCUAUGGUUUAAGCAAUGAAAUGUCUAGGUGCCAGAUUAGUGCUGGUUUUUGUCCAGUUUCAAUAGAUUUGAUAGAACUAACCAUUGGACAUUCUGUAGAUCAGAAUUUGAGCUAUUGGUAUUACCUUUUUUGUUAUGUAAGCAUAAGGUCAUAUACAUCAACUCCUGUUUAGGGCAUGUAUGUUGUCUUACUUUGCAGACACUGUUGGUGGGAGCACUAACCAUUGUGAUCUCCCUUUGUUUGAUCCUGAGGUUAAGGCUUCACGAAUACAAUCAAAUAUGUUGAUGAAUGAAGCAAUGUUGACAAACGAGAAAGCUCAUGUGGAUGCUUUAUUUGGUUCUUCAGUGAAAAACAGAUGCAAGCUAUUGAACUUAGUUUGAAUAUGGGAAUUCGAUGUUAAACAGAGACAGUAUUAUCAAUUCCAGUACUCCCUGCAAAGACAACAUGUUAAAGAAUCAACCAACUUUUGAUUGUAGAAAGCAA
Messenger RNA from Zingiber officinale, 4663 nucleotides. RefSeq names its product pentatricopeptide repeat-containing protein At5g65560-like. The record is from RefSeq and is a predicted model, not a curated record. Gene Ontology annotation, molecular function: protein binding. The coding region runs from base 116 to 2893 and encodes 925 amino acids. NCBI's taxonomy places the organism in Eukaryota, Viridiplantae, Streptophyta, Magnoliopsida, Zingiberales, Zingiberaceae. The transcript has 4 exons.